ACAGUGCAGCCACACUUGCAACAAUCCGUAGAUUAUUAAAAAAAACAAGUGCAACCUACUAUGCAACAGUCUCAUUCGAACACCCGAGAAUAAGUAUGCGAAUGUUGCGCAAAUUUAUCACAAUGACCGAACGACACGAAAAAACAUGCAAAUCCCUAUCAGAAAUGAGAAGGGAAGAAGAAAGGCUACUCAAUGAAAUCGAGAAUAGAAUAAAAUCAUGCGAGCAAAAACGACGUUUGAGAAGUGCAGUAGAAAACAGAGUCAAAAUAUUACGUGAAUUCAUACAAUCGAUAUCGCCGAUCCCGGAAGACGAAGGAACUGAUGAAGAGGAUUUUAACCAUUCGGAAGAUGAAAGUAACAAGGACAUUCGAGUCACUCAACUGAUCAAUGAAUAUCGCAAAGCAAGUAAUAAGAAACACAUCGGUGAUACAUACCAAUACGAAAUAAAAAGCAUUACCGGCGAGCCAUUAUGCCGCGUAACGACAGCGUUUUUAAUACAAAAAUAUCCAACGAGUGAGCCGGAAAAGAAACGAGCAUAUCGCAUUGUUUACGAUGUAGUAGAAGGCGAAAUUUACAGAUACGCAUACGAAAUUAUCCCCCAAGACGCGAUUCAAUUCCAACAAGCUAUGCGGAUGCAACCGGGAGGAUUAAAAGACUUGCCACUCUAUUCGCAGGUACAGAAUCAACCGGUAAAAAUCGAAAUAACGAGUCACUCCACACAUGAGAUACAAUGGCCAAAAUUUCCAUAUGAAGACAUUUCAACAAAUACAGACAAGUCAGAUAAAGAUUAUUCACCGACACAGAAAAAAUCGACAAAUAAACGGGCGAUAAAUAUUAAAACAUUAAAACAAAAAUUAGAUGCUUUGUACAGGAAAGGAAGACCAAAAAAGAAGGCAAAACAACCAACACGUCAAGACCAACCAGACGCAAACACAUCGACCAUCGUUAAACAAUGUACUCGAAACCUGGAUUCGUCAAGUUCUUCGUAGGCGAUGAAUUUACGAUCGCCCUCAUUCGCAGCUCGGAACGAUUCAAUGUUGAUUGGCGAUGUAAAAAUGCUAGCAGUUGUAUUAGAUAAAAUCCCGGUGCCAGAAAUUUUGCCAGAGCAAAUUUUGAAGGGUACAUUCUUUAUUUUCGUUGGAGCCAAACAUUCAGAGGGUACCGGAGGAAAGAUAUCAAAAGAAUAAAGACAAAAAACUAAAAAAAUGUAAAUUAGA
This is a messenger RNA of Trachymyrmex cornetzi, 1217 nucleotides long. RefSeq lists its product as uncharacterized. The record is from RefSeq and is a predicted model, not a curated record. The transcript has 2 exons. Bases 96 to 989 code for a protein of 297 amino acids. NCBI's taxonomy places the organism in Eukaryota, Metazoa, Arthropoda, Insecta, Hymenoptera, Formicidae.